AUGUCGAUAGACGCUUUUGCCGCAGCAUUCCAUGGAAGACUACUGUCGGUCAAAAAAUUUCUCCAUGAUUAUCCUGAAUGGAAAGACAAAUCCGGUUUGUGGCAAACAACAUUACUUUAUUCAGCAGCACGUGCUGAUCGAUUGGAGAUGAUUCAAUACCUAAUCGAAGAGGCACAUUGUGCAAUUAAUGCACAAAAUCAACGACGGGACGAUGAAAUUACCGAGGCAGGCUCGUCCACAGCUCUUCAUAACGCUUGUUCAAACGGCCACUUAACUAUUGCGAAAUAUUUGGUCGAACAUGGUGCUGAUUAUUUCAUUCGCAAUCAAGUGGGUGAAACUCCAAUCAUGGCAGGCGACCACCAUGCCCAUAUCAAACAAUAUUUCCAGGAUUAUCUACUGAUCAAAUAUUCAAUGGAUGUGCCACCAAAUUUACCGGAUCGAAAGUUUUCCGAUGACGCAAGACGACCGAUGGCCGAUGGAUGGUGGGAAUACAAACCUAUUCGAGAUCCAAAGUGGUAUAAAUUUUCCAAGAUUGCUGCCGACGAACUUCAGAAAACUCUCUUACCAAGCAAAGAGUUUCAACAACAAGUUUAUUUAUCGUUGGGAGACAACUAUUUGUACUUUGUUUCGACUGUAGACUUCUUCCGAUCGGGAAAUUAUGCUGAAGAUCCGGAAGGCAAGGUCGCUUGGAUUCGCUCUCGUGCAUCCAGCAUUUUCAAUUUCGAUUGUCAUGCUCUCUGGCAAAUCAUGUUGUUGAAACAUCCCAACGCCAGUGCCAGUUCAGAUGCUACUCCACCUAUGAAAGUGGAAAGCAUUCCCGAAACGAGCGACAGAACCUUUCCACUUCAGCUGAAUACUUGGUACCGAUGCAAUACGAAAACCAAUCGACUAUUCGAAGAUGCCAUGGACAUGCGACGCAAAAUCAUCAGAACUCACAUCGAUAUGUUUGGAGAAAAUUUAGAAAUCAACUUUGAAACAUAUGACUUGACGAACCAGGACAAGACCAUUGUGGGCUAUCUUCGUUGGCUUCCCCAACUGAUCUCCGACACCGAAAGAAAGAAACAUAGGAUCGUGGAAAUCGAUAAUUAUCAACCGAUGACGAAUUUAGUACCCGUUCCUCUCAGUACCAAACAUUUACGAGACGUCGUCGCUAAAGGAGCCAAUGAUUCAGGAGAAUAUUUCUCUGCUGAUGAUGAAGAUGACGAUGGUGAUGAUUCGGGCAUUGCAGAAACAGCUGGAACGAAAGAUACUGACGAUGUCAGCGAUGAUGACCAACAACCUGAAGUGGGUGACAAAAAUCAAAGCAAUGAAGAAAAUACAACGGAUUCUCAUGACGCUCCAGUCGUCUCUAAAACAGAGGUGGAUCCUCUUGCAGAAGCGUUUUUUCAUCCAACCGUCGGUCAACUGAAACAGACCCAAUUAGUUGAGAAAGCCAACGGUGAUGAAAAUAAGAAAAUCGUUGACGACAUGAUGGCUGUAAUUCGAUCGGCUAAUGAGAAGCUCAAAGACCAAGUGGAAAAGGAAAGACGAAAAGUUGAAUUGAGAACUCAACGAGAAGAGAAAUCCACCUCAGAAGCAGAACAGCGACUGAAGCAGACGCUAGAACGCUUAGAACGAUUGCAGCAACAGCUUGACAAACACAACAAUCGAGAAAGAACAGCACAAGCACUAAUGAGUCGAGUAAAAACCGUCGAGUACAUUAACAUUGAAGCCGAUGUCGUUCACAACUUUUUAUAUAUGACGUCAGCUAAUAUAACCGAACAUCUUAGUGGAAUCGAAGAGUUAGACGAAUUGAUCAAGGGAAAAAUCCCGAAAGUGUUCAUUCGAGAGCGAAACACCUCUUAUCUCGUAUCCGUAACUGGUCUACAAAGUCAUCAUGAUGAAUUCAAAUUAGUUCUCAAACGAAUCCGAACAUUGGGCCAUCUAACUCGAUCAGCGAAAGACUAUUAUGAACGACAGUUACGCCGAGUUAUCACUGAUAUUCAUCGAUCUUUGAUAAUCAAAGAAAUCCCCUCGCUCUCAGAUUGGAUAUGUUAUAGGAAAAUUUUACGAAAGUUGAUGCAGACUGAAAUGGAAACCUAUGUGAAACAUUUCGAGGAUUAUAUUAUCAAAGAAGCGAAAGACAUCGUUCAUCAGUGUAUUGAAAAUGCUCAUUUUCAAUCAUGGGUUUCCAUACACAAAAAGACCAAUGACUACCUGAAGAAACAUUCGUUUUCUGCUGAGAUCGAAGGAUUAAAACAAAAAGCAUUGGAUGAAUUCUUCACCGAACAGGUAAACAUUCGCCCAUCACAUUCUCAAAGGCCACUAUCCAGUGCAUCUGUUCGAGUCAUGAACGAAUACAUUUACAAAUUAAAGAACGAAUUCAAAACAGACCGACGAUUCAUCGGUACCAGUGAGCAGCAGUUUCGGCACACUGCUUACCUCUUACAGCGGAUUAUGUUGUAUUAUCGUACCUGUCUUCUACAAUUACCUUUAUAUGCAUCAUCGAAAGAACUAUUAGCUAAAGUACAACACAAUACGGUGAUGACCAUCACUACUUCCACUGGAUCAGGAAAGUCGACUCUCUUACCAGCCUUGUUAAUUGCUGAAGGUUAUGAUCGAGUUUUCGUUACGCAACCUCGUCGUUUACCUUGUACAUCGAUUUGCAAUAGAGUCAAUCAGACGAUGACAAACAACAAAGAUCAAUUUCCAUUAGCCGGCUGGUCUGUCAGUGGUGCCAAGGGCAAUAAGGAUGCACAAAUCUUGUAUUUAACUGAUGGUCUCUUGAAAGAACGGUUGUUAUUCAAUCCAAACUUUAUUAUGAAUGACGCCAAAGGUGAUAAUGGGAUCAUUCUUUUCGUUGAUGAAGUGCAUGAAAGAUCGAUUAAUAUUGAUUUGUGUCUCGCCCUCAUAGCCCGUCUUCUCAUCGAACAACCAGCAUUGAGAUUGAAGCUGAAAGUGAUUAUCUCAUCGGCCACACUCGAUAAAUCCCUACCUGAUCUCUAUCGUCAGAUUCCACACUUAAAAUUCGAUCAAUAUCAAAUGCCAUUCAGCGACACUCUUCACAAAGUGGAGAAAUUUUAUCGGCCGAAAGAAAACGUUCUCGACGUAGUUCAAGAAUUAUGUCGCAAACGACAACGGCACGAUCAGAUCCUGUGCUUUGUCAGUAGUGUUACUGAUGUUCAUCAGUAUUGUAGGUUGCUUAAUAAGAUAAGCCAAGGCAUGGUUGUUGCUCAUCCUCUUGUUCAGUCACAAUCAGCUAGUGAACAACAACAAUGUAUUGAACAUGGAACUAUCUUUUUUUCUACGACGGUUGCAGAAACAUCAUUAACAUUUCCAUCCUUAAAAUAUGUUGUGGACACUGGCCUGAUCAAUGUGCCAACCUACGAUCCCAAAGCGAAACAAACAACUUUGAGGGAAAUAUCUGCUUCAGAAUCGACCAUCAAACAACGUUUAGGUCGGCUCGGACGCACCAGACCAGGUGAAUAUCACGCUCUGUAUGAUUUGAAUGCGGUUCGGCCAACCUACCCAGUGCCUUAUAUAUGUCAGUCAAAUUUGAUCGAUGUGGAAUUUUCCUUACGUCGAUCUUCACUGAAAAAUGGAUUAUCUCAUCUGCAAAAGUUCUUACCGGAUCCACCUCGAACGGAAUUAAUUGAUACCGCCGUAGACGAAUUAAAAAGCAUGAUUGUACCACCACGUAUGCUCAAACAACCAAUGCGUAAAUCCUGCAUGGAUAUUGAAGAAAGAAUAUCGCACAUUACCGAUUCGAAGUGGACGACGAUCGAUUUAUGGAAUGGAUUGCGAGGCUCAAAAGCAACUCGAGAAACUCGUAUGGCAGUGGUCGCUUGGAUUGUUGUUUGUAUGUUUGACUGUCAUGUUGAGGGUGGCUUUGUUCGAGAUUGGGUUGUCGGCCAUUAUCAGGCUCGACCAGCUGGACCUCCAUCGACAUGGGUUUCGCGUCGCACUAACCCAGCAGGAGCUACUAUUCCUGAGAUCAGCAAAGAAGUGGUUCCAACGGAUCUGGAUUGCCAUCUAUCGGUGCAUAAAUAUUUUGAUCUUGAUAAGUUUCUCGACUGUUUGCACAAGUAUCAGAUCAAGUACAGUUACGUCCGAGAAGAUUGGCGAUACAUCUUCCUAUUGGAUGAGGAUGCCAAAACUGGACCAUUUACGAUGGAUCUUAUCGAACCACAUGUCGCUCUCACACAGGAUCGAAUCGACUUCGAUGUGAACAAUCUCUCUUUGGAAAAGGAUCAUACCAAAGAACUAGGUAUGAGGGUCGAUACGCGACCAAAACCGUAUUCAAUCGACCUCGAAGCAAUUGUUGAUAAUAUCAAACAUAAACGUUUUCAAUUGUUGCGCCCAAAUGAUCCUACCAUGAACCAACGGAUUCAGAAAAUGGUGUCUCGUGGUUGGACGAAAACAGGAGAAGACCUCAACUUUAUUCCGCACCCACCACCCAGAUGUGAAGUGAUCGUCGUUCCAGUGCCUGAAAUUGCUGAUAUCUACCGAUCAGUAGUACAACAGCUGCAAAGCAACAUCGGCAGCCAAGUCAAGAUUUUAUCCAUUGUUCAGAUUAAAAACCCAUCAUUAGAAGAGGCAUAUCUAGCAAUAAAGCAACUCAUUGCUAAAGAUUGUCAGGGAGGAAAUUCGAACGAACGACCCUUGUUUCAUGGUACGUCGGGCACAUCUAUUGAUGGAAUAUUAAAUAAUGGAUUCGAUGACCGUUAUUGGCGUGCGGGAAAAUGGGGCAAGUGUCGUGACAAGAGGUUCAGUAUUGAUGAUUUUCUUUGCUGUUUUUAG
Rotaria sp. Silwood2 is the source of this 4779-nucleotide messenger RNA. NCBI's taxonomy places the organism in Eukaryota, Metazoa, Rotifera, Eurotatoria, Philodinida, Philodinidae. The record is from the annotation of a GenBank genome assembly.